AUGGUGGCCCGUGCCCGAAGUGCAGCCUUGCUAGCGGCGGCAGUUCUCGCUUGGCCACGUGGCCUGGGUGAUGGCUUUGCAUUGCCUGGUGCUGUUCCAGGCCGUGGCUGCAGUAGACGAUCGUGGAUGGCUUUCACGGGAGUUGUGGCCGAAAUGGGGGUGGAAGCAUCUGCAAAAGCAGAAGAGGAUGGAUCGCCCCUCUUUGUCGUAGAUGAAACGAAUUUGUUAACACCUUCCACCGAAAAGUAUUUGGACCGACUGCUCAAGAAGCUCGAAGACGAUACGGGCUUGAAGCUGCGAGUUAUAUGUCCACCCAGAGAUCUACAAAAUGAUCGAGAUGCCUUUUCAGAUUAUUUGAGACCAAUAAGCAAAAAGCUGGGAACAGAUCAAUCGACCGUGGUGAUUCUUGCAGAGGAACGCUUCCAAAAGCGCACGGGGCGACCCCUACCGUUGAUGACCGUCCAAGUCGGCUUUCGCUUGCAAGAACGCUACCAGUACAGGUUGACGAAUGACUUCCUGUUGAGCGUGGCAGACAAGUAUGGGUUUCCUCCCACCGUGGACAAAGUAGGCCCUGAUCUAGCAAUUCAGGACGCCACCAAAAAUGUGGCAGCGUGUUUGUUUGGUUUGAGUGAUGAUGCGACGAAACGGUUUUUGCGGUUCGUCCCUGAGGAACAGGUCGCCAAGAUUCUUAAAAAACACGGUCUUUGA
Molecule: messenger RNA, 708 nt
Organism: Symbiodinium sp. CCMP2456
Lineage: Eukaryota; Dinophyceae; Suessiales; Symbiodiniaceae
Source: the annotation of a GenBank genome assembly